Exophiala spinifera is the source of this 2097-nucleotide messenger RNA. Its product is annotated as tRNA uridine 5-carboxymethylaminomethyl modification enzyme GidA. The record is from RefSeq and is a predicted model, not a curated record. Gene Ontology annotation, molecular function: flavin adenine dinucleotide binding. Lineage: Eukaryota; Fungi; Ascomycota; Eurotiomycetes; Chaetothyriales; Herpotrichiellaceae. Bases 1 to 2097 code for a protein of 698 amino acids. Gene Ontology annotation, cellular component: cytosol. The transcript has 2 exons. Gene Ontology annotation, biological process: tRNA methylation; tRNA wobble uridine modification.
AUGAGAGCGCUGCUGAGACCUUCUGGUCCUUUCAGAUGGGGCCAUACGCCGCGUGCAAGGUCCACAGGCUUGCACCUCCGGUCCUUUGCUGCAGUGGCCGAUGCGACCAGACCGUAUGAUGUGGUGGUUAUCGGAGGAGGCCACGCCGGCACAGAAGCCAGUGCUGCCGCUGCCCGAUCGGGCGCGCGAACGGCGCUGGUGACCCCCUCCCUAUCGAAUCUGGGCGUUUGCUCCUGCAAUCCAAGUCUUGGUGGCAUCGGUAAAGGGACGAUGUUGCGGGAGAUUGACGCUCUAGACGGGGUCGCUGGGCGGGUAGUCGACAAAGCUGGUAUACAGUUCCGGAUCCUGAAUAAGAGAAAAGGCCCCGCGGUCUGGGGUCCCCGGGCGCAAAUCGAUCGCGACCUCUACAAGAGAUAUAUGCGCGAGGAAAUGCUGGCAACACCAAAUCUAAGUGUUCUCGAGGGCAAGGUCGCCGAUAUAAUUGUCUCGCAGGACGAUCUCGAUCCGAAGAGCACCAUCUCCAAAGGCCGCAUUACUGGGGUACGCUUGGAAGACGGUCAAAUCAUUCCGGCAUCACAUGUGGUUAUCACCACCGGGACAUUCCUUGGGGGAGAAAUACAUAUUGGUCUAGAAGCCUACCCUUCGGGAAGGAUGGGUGAAGCUGCCACUUUUGGUUUGAGCAAGUCGCUACGGAAAGCGGGUUUCACUCUAGGACGACUGAAAACAGGGACUCCACCACGAUUGGACCGAGACACCAUUGACUUCAGUGCCUUAGAGGUUCAGCCUGGUGAUUCUCCGCCGGCCCCCUUUUCAUAUCUCAACAAGACUGUUCAGAUAAGCGACGAAGGACAAUUGAGCUGCUGGACUACCUACACCAACGAAGCAUCGCACGACAUCAUCCGGGCCAAUCUUGACAAGUCUAUACACAUUCGAGAAACUGUGAAGGGGCCUCGGUAUUGUCCUUCUCUCGAGUCCAAAAUCAUCCGCUUUGGCCACAAGCCCAGGCACAUGAUCUGGCUGGAACCAGAAGGUUUCGAGCCAAACAACAUCAUUUACCCAAAUGGUAUCAGCAUGACUGUACCAGCCGAUGCCCAGUAUGCUAUGUUGAGGACGAUUCAGGGCUUGGAGAAUGUCAAAAUGCUCCAGCCAGGAUACGGCGUGGAGUAUGACUACAUCGAUCCCAGAAACCUCUUUCCGACACUGGAGACGAAGUUGAUCCAGGGUUUGUACCUAGCUGGUCAAAUCAAUGGUACCACUGGAUACGAGGAAGCAGCGGCGCAAGGUAUCAUCGCGGGAAUCAACGCUGGUCGCGCAUCUCAGGGAAAGGGCUCCUUCACAUUGUCGCGGUCAGAGGCAUUCAUCGGUAUCCUCAUCGACGAUUUGAUCACCAAAGGAGUCAGUGAGCCGUAUCGUAUGUUCACUGCCAGAAGUGAAUAUAGAAUGAGUUGUCGCUCAGACAACGCAGACCUUCGGUUGACAGAGAAGGGACGAGAGGCGGGUGUUGUUGGCGACAAACGCUGGGCACACUUCAGCAGUAUCCGAGAUCAGAUGGCUGAGCUGCAAAAGGGCCUAGAAGAAGCUCGAUUUUCAAGUCAAGAGUGGCAGAGACUUGGUAUACAGUCGCGCAUUGAUUCGACCAAGAAGAGUGCAUUCGACUUGCUCCGCUCACCAGGCGUCACCAUUGAUCUGCUAUCCGGUCGCAUCGAUAGCUUGCCGUCGGCCUCCAACUAUGAAGACAAUGUCAAAGCGCGAGUACAGAUCGAAAGCAUUUACGCACCCUAUAUCGGGUAUCAGCAAAGGGCAGCCCUGGCAUUUGAACGAGACGAGUCAUUGGAGCUGCCUUUGGACAUUGAUUACGACCAAAUUCAUGGUCUUAGUAUGGGUGAGCGAGAGGUACUCAAGCUUGUGAGGCCUUCAAGUGUCGGGAUGGCGCGGAGGACUGAAGGUGUUACUCCGGCCGGAGCCCUGCGACUCCUGAAGCAUGCGAAAAGAGCUGGAUCUUUGGUCUCCAGUGUGUCCAGAGACCCUCCUGUUGCCAGCGAGGAAUUGCUCCAAACAGAAAGAGCCGGCGCAGAGGGGGGCAUCGGUGCCGUGUGA